This is a messenger RNA of Colletotrichum orchidophilum, 1719 nucleotides long. Its product is annotated as serine carboxypeptidase. NCBI's taxonomy places the organism in Eukaryota, Fungi, Ascomycota, Sordariomycetes, Glomerellales, Glomerellaceae. The transcript is spliced from 4 exons. Gene Ontology annotation, biological process: proteolysis. Gene Ontology annotation, cellular component: fungal-type vacuole. Bases 1 to 1719 code for a protein of 572 amino acids. Gene Ontology annotation, molecular function: serine-type carboxypeptidase activity. The record is from RefSeq and is a predicted model, not a curated record.
AUGUCGCGACUCCAGCCCGGUUUGUGCGAGGAAGCCAAAGAUGUAAAGUCCUACGCUGGAUACAUCAAGCUGCCACGUGGGACACUCGAAGGGGUUGGCCAGGAGCAAGAUUACGAGAUCAACACCUUUUUCUGGUUCUUUGAGGCCAAGGAGGAUCCAGAGAAUGCGCCUCUUUCGAUUUGGAUGAACGGCGGUCCCGGUAGCUCGUCAAUGUCUGGUCUAUUCAAUGAGAAUGGGCCCUGCUACAUCAAUGCAGACUCCAACUCGACGCGGCCAAGCGAGUGGUCAUGGAACAACAAAGUCGGCUUCUCGUACGACUCGCUGCGAAACGUCACCAGGAACCUCCUCGGAGGCACGCAGACUCUGAACGCCUCAUCUCCGAUCCCGGCACAAAACGUCACCUUCCAGACCGGCACGCUGUCCAGCGGCGGAAGAAACACGACGAGCUUCGGCAGCCGCAACGCAGGCAUUGCCCUAUGGCACUUCUCCCAGGUCUGGUUCCAGGAGUUCCCGGGAUACCACCCCAACGACAACCGCAUCAGCAUCGCGACGCAGUCCUACGGAGGCCGGUACGGCCCCGCCUUUGCAGCCUACUUCCAGGAACAGAACGAGAAGAUUGCAAACGGCACCUGGAAUGGUACGGACGGCGAAAAGUACAUCUUGAAUCUGGAUACUCUCUUGAUCGUCAACGGUUGCAUUGACCGCCAAGUGCAGUGGCCCUCGUACCCAGAGAUGGCGUUCAACAACACAUACGGCAUAGAAACGGUCAACGAGACUGUGUAUCAGGGCAUGCUUGACGCUUACUACGCAAAAGGAGGCUGUCGCGACAGAAUCGACGCGUGUCGUCAAAUCUCCGCCGUGAAUGACCCAGAUAACAUCGGCAUCAACGCCACCGUCAACGACGUCUGCAGAGACGCGGAAACAUACUGCACCGCCAACGUCCGAGACCCCUACCUCGAUGUCUCGGGGCGCGAUUACUACGACGUGACGCAAAUCGACCCCACGCUCUUCCCGCCCCCCUUCACAGCUGGCUACCUCAACCAACCACAUGUCCAAUCCGCCCUCGGCGUCCCUCUCAACUGGACAGGCAGCUCCAGCGCAUCCUCAUCCGCCUUCCGCAGCAUCGGAGAUUACCCCCGCCCCGGCUGGAUCGAAGACAUUGCCUAUCUCCUCCACAGCGGCAUCAAGGUCUCCCUCAUGUUCGGCGACCGCGACUUUGCAUGCAACUGGAUCGGCGGUGAGAAAGUAGCCCUCGCGAUUCCCUGGGCGGACCAGGAGAACUUUGCCAAGGCGGGUUACCAACCGCUGCAGACCAACGCUACCUACGAAGGCGGCCAGGUACGGCAGUACGGCAACUUGUCGUUCAUCCGGGUCUACCAGGCCGGACACGCCGUGCCGUCGUACCAGCCGGAAUCCGCAUAUCGGAUUUUCAAUCGUGCGCUCUUCAACAGGGACAUUGCCACGGGCCUUGUCGAUACCGCGACGAACUUGACGUAUGCUACCGAGGGGCCCGCGGACACGUUUAGUAUCAGGAACGACGUUCCGCCUCAGUAUGCGGGUUUCUGCUACGUUCUUGACCUGAGCACGUGUAGCGACGAACAAGUUGAUGCUCUGCGUGAUGGUACGGCCGUCAUUAAGGAUUAUAUCAUGAUUGAGCCGGCUUCGCAACAGGACGCUGCGAUUGGUUUGAAAGCUAGAGACACUCUCGAUGAGAAGUAA